Molecule: messenger RNA, 9508 nt
Organism: Toxorhynchites rutilus septentrionalis
Lineage: Eukaryota; Metazoa; Arthropoda; Insecta; Diptera; Culicidae
Product: 2,3-bisphosphoglycerate-dependent phosphoglycerate mutase-like
Exons: 4
Coding region: 8355-9107 (250 amino acids)
Biological process (GO): glycolytic process
Molecular function (GO): intramolecular phosphotransferase activity
Source: RefSeq, a predicted model, not a curated record
CACAUAUAAGCAUGUUUUGUAUACUCGCCUCCAGAGACGUUCAAUUGUUUGUUGAAAUUUAGCUACUUUAGAAUUUAUCCUGUAAACUGCAGGAAAGAAAUUAUUCAAAUCAGUAUUGUGAUAUUCAUUCGACCGAUCAACAUUAACAUAUGUUCAGUUGAUGCUUCAAUUGUUUUGAGUUAAUUGUUGAUAAUUCGACUUUCAAAACCACUGAAUGUUAGAAAUAAUCUUUUUGUUUCGCUUAGAAUGCUGCCUUAUCCAAUGAAUGCAAAUGAAACGAGGAUGAAAAUCAAACACAAAUCACAUUUUGAAGGAGUGUGUUUACCAGCCAAAUGAAUCGUUAUCUUUUGUGCAAAAUGUAACUAACGCUCAAUAUUCAGGUUUUUAUUAAAAAUAUAUGAAUAAAUUGCAUGCUGUUUUCCUUCAACAUUGUGAGAAGUGUGUACAUAGCUGCAAAAUUGUAUUAUAAUAAUUUUAUUACUGAUGAAGGUGUAUAAUAACACUUAUUUUGAUUUCAAAUGCAGUUGAAUAAUGUUUGUAAAUAAAUUUAUAACCGGUCGUUUCAUCUGACCCUCACGUGUAACAACACAUGCUUCAUCGCACCCCUUAUUGGACAUAUGCGAUGAAUCACAUCCCGCCUAUCUCACGCCUGCUUUCUAUAGACAUACGUAUCGCUUCCUAUAUUUCGUUGGAACAUUUCAAUCUUAUCAAAAUAAGCAGCUGAUUAAUUUUGCGUCAUUAUCGUUCAUCGACCGAAACAACAUUUUAUGAAGUAAUCAGAAAAAACUGUCAAGACAUCAAGUCGUCGUGAGAUUUUUGUGCUAUUCAUAUUUACUGUUGAUGGUCCGAGCGAGCGAGCGAGCGAUUCAUCGCGUUUCGAUUAUGUACAGUUUCGCGUAGUUUGGUCGUAAGUAAUUCUCUUUUCAUCCCCAUCAUUAUUUGUUUAGAAAUGUUACGAUUUAGUUGCUGUCCUACAACGUUGCAAGGAUGAAGAUUCGACCCAUGAAUUUUUCUAUGUUAACUCUUAUGGCAGCCAUAAAUAAUUUAUUUCCAAAUUCUUUUCUAUCUGAUUAGAAAGCCCGAAGGCAGUUUUAAAUUGCUAAAAUUUGAAUGAAAAUUUUUACUUGGGGUUACGUAAUUAUUUGAAGCACGUAGUCCUGAUCAAAGCUCGGCAAAGUCAUAUUCAACUGAGGAUAGUCAACGGUCUAUGUAGAAAUUCAUCUUCGUUUAAUCGUUUUUUAUGCAUGUUUUUUUGUUUUAUGAAUAUGAAAGAAGAAUUUAGUUUUUGAUUCACCCCCUUAAAGUCAUAAAAUACCUUUCUCAUAUGAAAAAUCCGAAUUCGUUCGGGAGUUGAUAGAGAAUCAUACUUAAUGAAAAAAAAUCAUUCUAUGCGUAUGUUCGAAUUUCAACAAUGACAGAGUUAUAGAACUUUUUGUUUGUUUCGGACUCUGUUGCCUCAAACUGGCUCUAAAUUAGAAAGUAUGCUACAGAAGAUGAUUCUGUUGCUUCCAUUAGAGAAAUAAGAAAAUUUAGUACAGGAUGAAAAACUUCAAGGUUAGUAAUUUUUAAUGUGUUCUUAUUAUUUAAAAAAAUUUAAUUGAACUUGAUUGUUUCUAUAAAUUAAAUUGAAGCUUUCUAACCGCUCUACAAUUUGUUCUUUAACACCCAACUUCUAUCUAUCUUAAUUUCGCUGCAAUAUCGAUAUGAACAAUUCCUGGUGAAAAUUCAAGCAAAAUCUUCAAAAAUCACGAUUUUUACCCCACUGUUCAUAUAAAAGCCACUUCAAUUUCACCUUAACGUUGAAAGGUAAUAAUUUUUCGUAGAAUAAGUCAUACUUGAAACAUAAAAAAAUAUAUUUUUUCAAACUGUGUAUAAUCGAAUCACAUAUAAUCGAGGUUGUAUAUAAUCGAGUCCGACAUGGAUUCUAUUUAGAUGAAAAGCACUUUUUUGCAGGUGGUGGAAAAAUCUCGAAUGAAAAUUGUUUUUGAAGACAUCUUUAUAUUUUGAUGAAAAGUUUCAGUAACAAUAUUCGAAAUAUAUAGACAAAUGGUUAAAUAGAAGUCAGAAAUACGUGUUUCAUGUAAUUAAAUAACAUUAUGUAAAAGUUUCCAUUCAAAUUUUAAUAUUUUAAAACUAGCUUCGUAUCUUCUAAUCUGAUAGAGAUUACACUAACGAGUUUGGGACUCAAAUUAUGACUCCUAAUUGGAAGUCGCCACCAGACGUCGACACUAUUCCACUGUCAACGCAAAUUCGAUUGGAAAUGGGUUUUGGCUACUCCCAGCAGAUUCUCCGUCAACAUGACUCAGUAGUCAUUCGAGUGUUUAGUUGCUAUCUCACUCUUCAACUUGACGCAUUUAAUUCUUCCCCUUCAUAUGGAAUUCAAUGAAUAUUGAAGUGGCUCCCCCCGAAAUAAAUUCUUUUCUGUCUCUCAUGUAUCACGUGUAUCACGUAUGCAUAUAUCGAUGUUUGAGUUCAACGUGGUUUGGCAUAUACUACAGGUGAGCUAGAUUUUUUUUCUGUAUCGUACACGAAAAUUACUCACACAUAAAAUAGCGUGCAAUAUUGUGUUCAGAACCACCAACAAAUUUGUGAAUUUUGUUGAUAUAAACCCUUUUUUCUGUAUGUUUUUUCACAAAAUUGAACUUGGAGACAAAGUGAACUAAAAUUUUGUUCAGGAAAACUGCACGCUAUUUUGCAGGCGAUUUACUAAUACUAGCGCGAGGACAUUUAUAGCAUACCUGUCUAAGUUCGUUGGUUUGAGUUCACGGUGUGUAGACAAUAAACCACCAUGAAUGGUGUAACUACUUCAAAAGUUUUCAAGAUUUCGUUUCACUUUAAUUGGACAUAAAAAUAAGAUUGUGUACGCGGGUAACAAGACUCAUGUCAGGGGGAGUAGAAGUGCGGAUUGAAGUCAGUUGAAUGAAGAGGCAGAUUUGUGUUCAUUAGUCACAUCAAUAAGAAUAAUCAUUGACUAGUUCAUCAACCAGCCUCGCUUUCAACACUCGUCGAUUCAUUUUCUAAUCAAUCCAAAUUAUGUUGACGUCGAAGGCCGAAGUAGUCCUAGAUUUCGGGCCCUGCUCCUGACUGUUCAUUCGUAUUGAUUAACGGACUUUCUGAAAUGAAAUUUCCAGGUUGAAUUUCAUUUCAUAAUAGAGAAUCGCCAGAAAUAUUGAACCCGAUGGGAUUUGCUGCUUUCCGACUCACACCUUUGGAGAUAGAACAUUGAUGGUUUGGGGAUAAUUUUCUCAGAGGUUUUAAAAGAGAACCUGCAGUUUUUUAUUUACUGCCCAGCGAAUUUUGAUUUUUUUUUCACUCACAUUCAAUUCUUUACUACUAUUCAAAAGAACAUUCUUAACUGAAAAGUUAAUGAAACAAAUAUUGGUGGACCAACGGUAGAGAAGGAACAACCACGCAGCGGAAACGGGAAAAACAAAUAUAAUAAAGCUUAAACGCGGAGACUACUUUUGACGUAAAACUACGUCUUUCAGGAAGGGUGCCAAAUCAGAAAACAGGUCACGAAAACAGGUUUUUAUGAAAUAAAUUUAGCGUUAAUAACUAUUUUCACUGUGAGCGAAUUCACAUGAUUUGCACAUCAAUCGAAUCGGAAAUUCUCUAAAAUAUGUUUGAUAUGCUAUACAUUACAAUUCGCUAAUCUCUAAACGGUUUAAAUUCUGGAAAACUGGAAGAGUUUCCCUUUUCUCAUGUAUUUGUUCUGCCGAUUUGUGUGCUAACCCUACCCGUAUUUCGAAUGCUUAUAACUCGAACAUUUCUUAUCAGAUCGGAAAGAUGUUUGCAUCGAAAAUAUUUCUACACGUCUAUCACAAUUGAUAAAAUAUGCGGUACCCGCGUAAAAAAAGACCAGUGCAAUCACAUCUCCCCCUCAGCUCACAUUUACCCCCAUGUUCCCUCAGAGCAUAUUACGGUAAUUAGUGCUUGUAACGGAGCUUAGCGCUUAGUGCCGCACCUUAUCACGAUUCUAAUGUGGAUUUUAGGUGUCUGGUAACGGAUAGCUCGCCCGACGGUACAACGGGAAGGGGUUUUUUCGGGCAGCGAUUCGUGAAUGUCUUUACCUGUCUACUUACCUCUGGACGGUCCAACAGUGGUGCUGCACGUACAUCGGCAGAAGAGUGUACAAAUUACUAGGGAAUCUUCUAGCAACAGCAGAUGACCUCAUUCGUGAGGAAAACCUACCAGUAACCAACGAAAUUGAAAGAAAAGACUACGGGUUUUCGGAAGCGAGCAACACUUAACUUUUUACUUCCGUUAUACAUAAGGAUAGUCCCAUUUGAUUUCUAUCGUUAGGUGACAUGGUUUUUUUACGCGGAUUUUCCAAUUAACGCAGUUUUUUUACGUGGAUUUUCGGGGUUUUUUUCACGCGAGUUUUCCAAUCAACGCGGUUUUUGUUACGAGGUACGUAUCCCCCGCUUAAAUAAAAUGUAAGGGUUUGUAUCUAGGACACGACCGCAUAAUUUCGACGUAAAACUACGCAAUUAUAUUAUGUAAUCCACUUGUUUACCACUUGUUACUUUUAUGCAUCGAAUUUUUGUAACAAAUUACCCAGCAAACAUUAAAUCGUAUAAUUUUGCACGUGCCAAGUCUUACAAGAAAUAAAUCAUAAUCGCAUAUAAUAUCAAUCAAAGUAUGUAUCGUGUAUAUUUGAAAUCGUAUAAAAUGUAAAAACUCGAUGUUAUAUACCAUUAUCAAAUUAAGUCGCAAUUCGGUAUAAUAAACAUCAAUUUUAUGAUGUACAUUGUCGUAAAAUAUAUUUAAUCCGCAUCAUAUGCGUAUAUUACGCUGAUGCAGUUUGUGUGUCGUAUAAGCGUAUAAUUUAAAUCGAUUCAGUACUGUAGCAAAUCGUGUUGCAUGCAAAAGAAAAUCAUGAAACAGUAAAUCAUAUUAGAUCCUAAUAAUGAACAUAUUACAUCAUAUUGAAAUGUCAAUGAAAUGCAGAUGCACUCGAAAGUUUUAACCGCUGUUGAAUUGAAUUUCAGAUAGCCGUGCGAGAUAGCUGGUGGAUGAUAAUCCAGACGACCGGAGUUCAAACCCACAUCGGAGCAGUUUUCACCAAACAUCAAUCUAUGCCAUUUUAAACAUUCAUAUCCCACUCCCAACACAAGUCAAUCGAACAAUUAUUAUUUCUACAAACAUAAAUACUCAUAUAUAAAAAUGGCGAUUCGUGAGGCUAUAAUAAACAUUUCACAAAAAUAUUUUGCGCCAUUUGUUUUUUUUUAUGUCUGUAAUAAAUCGUAUAUGAAUAUGGCAAAAGUCGUAUUGGGUGCUUUGACAAUUCAUGAAUAUAUUCAUAUUAGAUCGCAAUUCAAUUUCAACAUAAUCGCUAUUAUAGCCGGUCAAAGUUGCAUAUUCAUCCAAACUAAUUCGGUAAGCAUUUGCCAUAUAUUUAGGCGCAUUAUAUGCCAACCAAAAUUUAGGGCAUAUGAUGUUGUAUAUACGUUUGUUAUGCGAUUUAAUGUUUGCUGGGUAUGUUCUUCGUUACAAAUAAGGCCAUGUUCUCAAUGCAGCGGAACAUCAACGUGGCGUGAGCGGGGCGUGUUCACUUCUCGCCAUAAUAUUUUAAUUCACUCACAUUGCACCGUGGACGUAUCCGACUAAAAACUCUGAGGGUGAAAAACGUAAAAAAAAUUAAAAAAACAAAAAAAUUGAAAUGAUGUCACUGAAAUGAUCUCACUCCGCUAGAGAGAAGCGGAGGAGUACAAGUAUCGCCGGCGUGAAGUGUAUUCGUUUGCACGCAAGCCACACGUCAAAACCACGCUCACGACACGUUAGCCUGGUGUGAACACAUCGGUAAGAACAUACACGAUUAACCGUAAGCGUCACACGCCCCGCCCAAGCACGCUGACGCCCCGCUGCAGUAAGAACAAGGCCUAAAUUUGAUGAACGUCAUUUUACGUUUGAUAUGAUGCCUAGGACUACCAAAAUAUGUGAAUGGAAGAAUUGUCAAACGGUCAUUGUAUUUUACAUUUCCCUCUGAAAUUAUUGCACAUCUCAUGUUUACGUAGUUCUCGAACCGCGAAAGUUCUGAAAUGACGAUUUUCCCAGGCUUCUCAGUUUGAAAGUACGCUUUAGGGAAACAUAUUCCGGUCGACGAUCUGUUAAGAAAUGUUCGAGUUAUAAGCAUUCGAAAUACGGGUAGGAUUAGCACACAAAAUCAGCAGAACAAAUGUAUGGAAAGAAAAGAAGUUCUUCCAGUUUUCAUGAAUUUAAAUCGUAUAUAGAUUAGCGAAUUGUAAUGUAUAGCAUAUCAAACAAAUCUUAGAGAUUUUCCGAUUCGAUUGGUAUGCAAAUCAUGAGAAUUCGUUCACGGUGAAAAUAGUUAUUAACGUUAACUUCAUUUCAUAAAAACGUGACCUGCUUUCUGAUUUGGCACCCUUCCUGAAAGACGUAGUUCUACGUCAAAAAACCUGGGUGUACAUGAAAGUCGGGGGUAUUCUUGGUGUAGGGUACUUUUGUACUCGUUUGUCGUUGUGCAGACGGGGAUAUGUUUCCCUAAAGCGUACUUUUAAAAUGAGAAGCCUGGGAAAAUCGUGAUUAGAUACUAGAGGUGAAUGAACUUUCGCGGUUCGAGAACUACGUAAACAUGAGUGUACAAUAAUUUCAGAGGGAAAUGUAAAAUACAAUGAUCGUAUGACAAUUCUUCCGUUCACAUAUUUUGGUAGCCCUAUGCAUCAUAUCAAACGUAAAAGGACGUUCAUCAAAUUUAUUUGUAACGAAGAACAAAACCUAUUACAAAAAUUUCGAUGCAUUCUAAAAUAAUAUUCGAAGUGGUAAACAAGUGGAUUGCAUAAUAUAAUUACGUAGUUCUACGUCGAAAAUAUGCGGUCGUGUGUAUAAAUUCUUAAAUCCACGUAAAUAAACCGGGUAAAUUUCAAAAUAUGUGCAAAAAUCUAACAAACAGUGAAUUAUUAGUUUAAAAUGCAACCCGUAUUCUAAUAAUUGAUUAACUGAUUUUUUCGCAUGCUACAAUCAUGAUACAGUGGAACCCCGAUUAUCCGCGUUAUCUGCGAAAGCGAGUUCUAUAGUAAUUCUAUAAAGCUUCCCGAAAUUUAUCAGUGAGAGGUAGGCACUUGCUCUUUUGUUUUGAUCGUGGCUUUCACAUUAUCUGAUCACUGGUGUACACGAUUUCGCAGAGGGAUAGUUCAAUGAUUUCUGUAUAGAUAAAACAUAGUUCUCAUGCUGAAAUACCUUUAUUUCAUGGUUUUGCACCUCAUCUUCAGUCGUUUAUCGCACUAUCUGCGAUUUUCGUUAUUCGCGGUGGCCUAGCCAUAUUAUUUCGCGGAUAAUCGGAUUUCUACUGUAUCUGUUUCUCCUUAUAUUUCUCAGCUACUAAUAGAAAAUACAAUACAAACUUAUAUCGUGAAAAAUCACAUCAAUUAGCACAUAAAAUUUUUACGCGGUUGAUACGUGGUGUGUGAAAAACGCGUAAAUUUCGAAAUCCGCGUGAAUUCCGAAAUCCGCAUAAAUUCCGAAAUCCGAGUAAAAAUGAACCGCGUAAAUUCCUAAAGCCACGUAAAAAAUAACCGCGGAAAAAAACCCCGUAAAAAGCGACUUGAGUGUGUAAAUUCAAUAUAAUCAAAACACCUCUAAAACAAUUAGAACUGCAGAGGAUACCCAGGAUACGUAUAUGUCAUAAACGUACACUCGAGGAUACCGGCAUUUUUCCUCAGAAUCUGGACCGAUGAUUCGACGUAAAUUAUUCGUACGCUUCGUUUAUUUGAAGCUCAGUGAUUCGUUCGACUAAUAACCGAUUUUUGCAGAGAAUAUUCGAUUAAUCGAACGAUUAGCGGAUAUCACUAGCAGCCAACGCGGAUCUUUCGGUAUAUCUGUUAUUUUUGUAAUGCUACCCAUUUUAUCACAUGGAAAGGCUCCACAUAUGCUAGCAGUGCAGAUACUGAGAAUUGUAUAAUUUAUCGCGUUACUUCACCCCACUUGGUCCAGAUCUUUUGGUAACGGCUACUCUCGCUAUACCACCGCACCGUUGUUUUCAUCCAUUGGAUUUAAUCUCUGUAUAAUGUACACAAGCGAGUUGUUGUGUAAACUGUGAUAUGUUUUUAUAGGCAGCUGAUUCUGGCGAACCACUUUCAGUCGUGCGAUUAAAUCUAUUCAAGCGAGAGUUUUAUGUGGCGUCGACGGUAUAAUUAAAUUUCCGUUUUGGUUGCUUAUUCGUAACAUUGAAAGAAGUGUCUGAACGUGAACCUAGCUGCAGUUCGUUACAGUACAGUACUGAAGAAUAUUAUGUGCUCCACUUUCAUCUGCUUGUAAAGUCCCAAGGGCACAGUGUCAAUAGGAAGACUUAAUUUAAGUAUCCUGAAGUGUUAGUUGCUGCAGUAAUUGCGAAAAUGGCUUCGAAAUAUAGUGUCGUCUUCGUGCGGCAUGGAGAGAGCGAAUGGAACAAGAUGAAUCUCUUCUGCGGAUGGCAUGAUGUCGGUCUAAGCGAAGAAGGUGAAUGGGAUGCAUUGGAAGUUUCAGCCGCUGCGCUUAAGCGCGAAAAUCUAACAUUCGAUGUUGCCUUUACUUCGUGCCUACGUCGGGCCAAUCAAACGCUGGACACUAUCCUUAAGCAGCUAAAUCUCACUCAUAUCCCGGUGCAUCAGCUGUGGCGCCUAAAUGAACGACACUAUGGAGCCCUAACUGGUUUCAACAAGCGUCAGAUGGCAAAUAUCUACGGUGAGCCACAGGUACAAACUUGGCGCCGAAGUUUCAAUGUGCCACCGCCCCCGAUAGCACCCGACAAUCCGUACUACAGUGCUAUUCGAAAUAAUCCGAAGCUUAGGCACAUCGGCGAGGCGGAUUUUCCUGAUACGGAAACGCUGGAGACCACCAUGCAACGUGUAGUGCCAGAAUGGACGGACACAAUCAUACCGGAAGUGCGUGCCGGCAAGAAAGUUCUGGUGGUAGCCCACGGGACAAGCUUGAGGGGGCUUGUUAAGCACAUACAAGAUGCAGACAUCAUGAAAUUCAAUCUGCCUAACAGUAUUCCGUUCAUUUUCGAUUUCGAUGAAAACAUGAAAAUGGUCGGCGGCAUCCGUUUCCUCGCUGAACAGGACGAUGUGUUGAAGGCAAUGGAAAAGGUUGCAUCCAUCGGAAAGUAACUUGGAAGCAACGGAUCAUUCGUAGGAACUCUACCUCAUUCUGGCCAUGGAUCAAAAUAGUUGCAAAGUAUAUAUAUAUAUAUAUAUUAUAUAUGUCGUUAAGAUUGAACCAAAAGAAAUGAUAGCUUUAAACUAAGAAUACGUAGAUUUUAGCAUAUAAUGAUAAAGAAGGCAAAAAAGAGUUAUUUCAAGUUCGAGAAACAAUGCAAUCGUAUCCAACGAAAAAGUCAUGUCUUCAGGUAAGACGUUAUUUUAAACAGCGUAGUUUUAUUUAUUUAAUGAUUGUUAAACUUAAUCUCAGAUGCUCGAUUAUAUACAUAUAUAUGUAAAUUUAUAUUCAGUGGCGUAGCUCUAUAGUUGCAUAAGUUAUCUCCGUUUGUAAAUAUAACCUGUGAAUAAUG